AUGGUCAGAAAACAAAACAACAACUGGCUCUCCGACCGGAACUCGGAUGUGGCUAUUAAAAUUAGAAAUAGGCAUAUGGGAAUUAAGGAUCACACAAAGGGCAAUAAAGGGUGGAUCAGAAUAGAAAUGACAGGAUAUCAUAUAUACUGUUGUUAUAUAUCCCCUAAUAUUGAGAGAAAUGAGUUUGAAGCUAUCACGGACGAAAUUAUGACAGAAGUUAAAACACGGGCGAGGGAAGCUAUCAUUAUGGGUGACAUAAACGCCAAAUCAUAUCAAUGGGGUUUAGCAACAGCUGAUGUCAGAGGGGAAUAUUGGACAAUGUGGAUGGCAGAAAUUAACAGCAUAGUAAUAAAUAAAGGAACGACAGCCACAUUUAUACGCGGUGAAAGCAAACCCUAUAUUGACGUUACAUGCGCUACGAUAAAGAUAACUAAAGACAUCAAGUCAUGGAAAGUAUUAGACGACGAGGGGGAGAUUCUGACAUAUUAUCAGUACAUAUACUUUGAGAUAGGCAAGACUACUAAUCCAGGAAAAAGAGAGCAAGUGUGGGCGAAUGUUGAUAGUAACAAAGACCCGCAAGAGGUGAAUAAAAGACUGGUAAAGAUACGCAGCAAAUGUUUGGUCGAAAAGGAGGGCAAUAGGAGAAAGAAACGCGUAGUACCGUACUGGUGGAAUACGGAUAUAGAAAAUGCGCGGAAAGAAUGCACAGCAGCCAGACGCAAGUAA
Messenger RNA from Zophobas morio, 726 nucleotides. RefSeq lists its product as uncharacterized. The transcript has 2 exons. Lineage: Eukaryota; Metazoa; Arthropoda; Insecta; Coleoptera; Tenebrionidae. The record is from RefSeq and is a predicted model, not a curated record. Gene Ontology annotation, molecular function: catalytic activity. The coding region runs from base 1 to 726 and encodes 241 amino acids.